AUGUUCACUAAUUCCAAAAUUGAGAACAAAAAGAAACAGUAUAAGAAUUCCCUAUGUUCGAAAAAUAGGAACCAUAAGAGUCGGAAAGGGUCUCAGACUGUAUACAAGCCAUUACAGUCAAUGACCAAUUCCAGGGUUCACAGUAGAAUGAGGAAAGGCUUGUCUUCUAAUAAAUAAGUCUUUGAAUAAUAUCUGAAUCCCAAGUACCUCCCCCUUACACCCUAAGAGUUUGAAUAAAGAAGUGAAGGUUAAUAACUCCUUGGUGUUUGCAAACGACAAAAAGCUACUCAGUGAGGAAUACUUCAGAGGCCUCAAGAAACAUCUCAAGCUAAUCUCCUUCCCAGAUGAUAAGGAAAAUGCCAUGGUGGAGGUGCCCUAUGAGCUCAAGAACUUCUUGGAGUCUGAGAUGAACCUCGAUGAUUAUGAGCCUCUUGACCGUCAAGAGAAACUGCCUAAAAAACAACUCAUUACAAUCAAUAUGAAGAGAAUUAAAUGUAAUAGUAAUUCUAAAGAAAGUUUUAAAAUUUUGUCCUGGAAUCCAUGAGGAAAUUUCAAAAAGAAAGAAUUCAAAACUAAUGAAGACGCCAAGCUUAAUGCUCUCAAGAAGGUAAUCGAAAAAGCAUCCCUUCGAAACCAGUCAGAAGGCUCACAAGUUAAUGAUUCUAGCUCAAGAAAAGAUGAGAGGCCUCGAAGUACCUCAUAUAAGGACAAGAAGCCGAGAUCAAAGAGUAAGAAGAAGAUUAACCCGAAUUCUGUCAUCUCCUUAACCCUCAAGGUUGACAGGAAUAAAGUACGUCGGAUCCAAUCUGCACAUGCUGUGAGAAGGAGUAAAGAAGGUAGUAUUGAACGACUUAAGUACCCUAAAUGGUCCAAAUUUGAUCCUUCUCGCUCCAAGUAUGACAUUCCUCGAGUGAAAGAAGACAUGAUAUUUAAUGAUUGGUGAUACCGGAAAGAAAUAGAAAAGCAGAUCAAGCACAAGUUGUUACUCAAGAUGAGCAAAGAACUGCACGAAGAAAUUACCAUAAAGCAUGAAAUGAAAUCCAAACAGGACAAGAUGCGUAUAAAGAAGAUGGAAAGGUGGUUCUCAAGGAAGAAGCGUGAAUUAUCCCAAAAGAAAAAGCUGGAUAAAUCCAUCUCAGCACUGAAGCGCAUCCAGGCACAGAACAGGAAGGAAAUGAACAAACAGGCCUUCAAGAAGUGGCUAAGGAAGUCAAUGGGAGAUCUGAGGAUUGAAAAAUUGAAAAUGAAGGAAAUUGAGAAAGAAAAAGAGCGUGAAAGAUUAUAUCUCCAACAGGAAAAGAAAGAGCACAAGAGGAUCGAAGGCGAGAUAGCAUUUAAGGAAUGGGUUAAUAAGAAGAGAGCCCAGAAAAGAAAGGAGAAAAGGAAAAAUCUAGAUAAAUCACAUAAGGAUAAACAUAAGAGGCCACAAUCCUCCCAGAAUGAUGUCUUUUUAGCAUAUAGCUACAUGAGAAAGAGCAGGACAUAAAAUAUCAAAACAGUUGAUUUUUCAAUUAGAAAUUUAAAA
Moneuplotes crassus is the source of this 1525-nucleotide messenger RNA. The record is from the annotation of a GenBank genome assembly. NCBI's taxonomy places the organism in Eukaryota, Ciliophora, Spirotrichea, Euplotida, Euplotidae.